Molecule: messenger RNA, 3104 nt
Organism: Vigna radiata var. radiata (mung bean)
Lineage: Eukaryota; Viridiplantae; Streptophyta; Magnoliopsida; Fabales; Fabaceae
Product: respiratory burst oxidase homolog protein A
Exons: 14
Coding region: 518-2962 (814 amino acids)
Cellular component (GO): plasma membrane
Molecular function (GO): peroxidase activity; NAD(P)H oxidase H2O2-forming activity
Source: RefSeq, a predicted model, not a curated record
GUUGUAAUACUCUGAGCUGUUACUGAUGCAUAUAUUAGCUAGAAACGAAACAUGUUCUCUUUUUCCCUCCCAUCUUCAACCAACACACAAAAACACACACAAAAAAGGCACCAAUAUCUCACACCCUUUCCAUUGCGUGGAUUUCUUUUCAAUCUUCACCUGCUCUUACUUAAUCUCCAUUUCUGUAACGUAGUCUACACACUCCUACCAAACCAAAAUCGCCACUUUUCUUGUACAUCUCUCUGUAAAACAACAUAAAUAAAUCAAUAUACAUUAGUUCUUGCUACCUGCUUCUAGCCCUUCCUCGGUCAAACUUUAUCAAUCCAAUUAUUAUUCAAUAAUCUUCAAGAAAACCACUCACCAUCUUUCCCUGAAACUUUUCUUUUUUUCUUUUUUAUUAAUUCCACCAUUCUGCAUUACAUACUCAAUUCACAUUUUCUUUACAAUAUGGUGGAAACAAAACCUUCGCUUUCCAUCACAAAUUAAUCAAAGCUUCAAUUCUCUUCACAACCCAUCAAUGGAUGGGCUUGUAAAGUCCAAAAUUCCUCAUGAAACCUCCCUCAUUGCUCUCUUCAAAUCAUCACCUUCUUCUUCUUCCUUAUCUUCCUCCUCCUCCUCUUCUUGGAUCCAACUCCUUCACUCCUUGUCCCCGGUUCCGCAUGAAGGUGAUCCUAACAGUACAACAGACUUGAGUUCCGAACAAACCCGUUCUCUGAUAGUAGAAAAUGAAGCAACUCGAGGAGAAGGAUUCAUCGAUGGCUUUGUCGGUCAAAGUGGAAUGGAGUGGAAGGAUGUGGAGAAGCGGUUCGACCAAGUGGCCCGAACCGGAAGGAGCAGCGAACCGGUUGUGAGAUGGUCCGAAUUUGGCUUCUGCAUUGGGAUGCAGUCGUCACCAGAGUUUGCCAACGAAUUACUCUGUGCACUGAGAGGCGGCGAGAAUUGGAAAUACAAGAUCACCAAAGCUGAUUUGUACAAUCUUUGGUUUCGGAUGAAGGAUAAUUCUUUUAACUCAAGAAUGAGAAUCUUCUUUGACAUGUGCAACAGAAACAAGGAUGGAAGAAUUACCGAGACAGAUAUAAAGCAGACAAUUUUAUUAACUGCUUCCACAAAUAAGCUAUCCGUGACACAUGAUGAAGCAGAGAACUAUGCUUCUCUGAUCAUGGAAUCUCUCGACAAGAAAAACAAAGGCUAUCUUGAGAUAUCCCAAACGGGGUCUCUAUUCAAGGCAGGUCUGUCAAAGGCACACUCUCCAAUGAAACAAGUAUCAGCAACAACAGGCAGCACACAGAAUGUUCAUUCUAGCAGUGGUGACUUUUGUGAAGAGCAAGAACCAAUGUCAAGGACAGAAGUGCUGUUCAGAACAUAUUGGAGACGUGCUUGGGUUGUUCUACUUUGGUUUCUUGCAUGCUUGGGGUUAUUUGUGUGGAAAUUUGUUCAGUACCGCCAUAGAUCAGGUUUUGAAGUCAUGGGUUAUUGCCUUCCCACGGCUAAAGGUGCAGCUGAGACCUUAAAACUCAACAUGGCUCUUGUUCUUCUCCCUGUCUGUCGAAACACCAUCACAUGGCUCCGCAAACACCGUCCCAUAAACUCUGUCAUUCCGUUUAACGACAACAUCAACUUCCACAAGGUCAUUGCAGGAGGAAUAGUGGUGGGAGUGAUAUUGCACGGAGGAACGCACCUUGCGUGUGAUUUCCCAAGAAUCAGCGAGUCAGACAGAUCAAUAUUCCGGCAAACAAUUGCCGCAGGAUUUGGGUACCACCGACCAACGUACGCAGAAAUUUUGGCCACGACGGAGGUGACAAGUGGAAUAGCCAUGGUGGUGUUAAUGGGCGUUGCAUUUUCACUAGCCACCAAGUGGCCAAGGCGUCGCUCACCUGUGUUACCGGUGUCCCUCCGUCGUGUCACUGGCUACAACACCUUUUGGUAUUCCCACCAUUUGUUUGUCCUUGUCUACGCCCUCCUCAUCAUUCACUCCAUGUUCCUGUUCCUGACCGACAAGUUGAUGGAGAAAACGACAUGGAUGUACAUUGCUUUUCCAGUUUUAUUGUACACUGGAGAGAGGAUCUUCAGAGCUUUUAGAUCUGGAUCUUAUGAAGUUGAUAUUUUGAAGGCUAGUCUCUAUCCAGGGAAAGUUCUGUACCUCAAAAUGCAAAAACCAGAAGGUUUCAAGUUCCACAGUGGCAUGUAUAUAUUCCUUCAGUGCCCUCAAAUUUCGCCUUUUGAAUGGCAUCCAUUUUCCUUGACUUCAGGGCCACAAGAUGAUUACCUCAGUGUGCACAUUAGAACACUCGGAGACUGGAGUUACCAAAUAUAUGAUCUAUUCCAAGAGGCAGUGUUAUCACGAUCACAGGGAUGUCCAAAACUGUACAUAGAUGGCCCUUAUGGCUGUGCUGCUCAAGACCAUGUAAAGUAUGACAUUCUGGUACUAAUUGGUCUUGGAAUAGGAGCCACACCUUUCAUUAGCAUCCUAAAAGAUGUAGUUAAAGGUGUCCAGACAACAGAAAUUGAUCAUAGUGGUCUCAGAAAAUGCAGCUUAACAAAGGGUCCAUUAAAAGCAUAUCUUUAUUGGGUCACUAGAGAGCCAAAUUCUUUUGACUGGUUUAGGGAUGUCAUGAAGGAAAUCUCAAAUUCAACCAAAAAGCAGUCCGUUGUGGAGAUGCACAAUUUCCUGACCAGUGUACAUCCAGAAGGAGAUAUUCGUUCAGCUUUGCUAAGUGUCAUUCAGGCCUUGCAUCUUGCCAAGAAUGGCACUGACAUAGUUUCCAGGACUCCUAUACACACUCAUUUUGCUCGACCAAAUUGGUUCAACAUAUUUUCUAGAUUGGCUCGCAAGCAUGGAGGAGCUAAGAUUGGUGUUUUCUACUGUGGCCCAUCUAAAUUAGCAAGAGAAUUGACGAAGUUGUGCACCAAAUUUUCCACCAAAACCACAACUAGAUUUGUUUUCCACAAGGAAAAUUAUUAAACUUGUUUCUGAAGGAAUGACACCUGUCCUACCAAUGCCUUUAUUAGGUAAGCAGGGUUACUCUCAGAAUCUCGGGCAGCUUCCUUUUAUUUUGCCAGAGAAUCUGUAAAUACAUUUGCUGCUCUGGUGCCUCCUGCAUAUC